Molecule: messenger RNA, 372 nt
Organism: Cotesia congregata
Lineage: Eukaryota; Metazoa; Arthropoda; Insecta; Hymenoptera; Braconidae
Source: the annotation of a GenBank genome assembly
GUUAUCUUGACAUUUGGAGUUGUGGGCGCACUCAGAACCAAUGAAAUAUGUAAUCUGAAUAUUCAGGAUGUUGAAGACACUGGAAUUCCAUCUGCCACUAUCACCAACGAAGCUCCAUCUACCUCCACUGCCAAUCAAAACAAUCCAAAAACAAAUUUGAAUGAUGAUGAUGUGCCCGUAGAAAAUUUCUUACAGCCUGAUUCCGAUGAUGAUCUUUUUUUUGAAGCUCAUUUGGAUGAUGAUUUUGAUAGUAAUAUAAAUUUAAAUCUAUCUGCGAUUACUGAAACUGAUGAUCAUGUUCCAAAAUCUACAGAAAUUAUUAGUACACCUGAGCAUAAAUCAGUUCCAAAAGUGGAUUCAACUCAGAAAUGA